Molecule: messenger RNA, 1430 nt
Organism: Coturnix japonica (Japanese quail)
Lineage: Eukaryota; Metazoa; Chordata; Aves; Galliformes; Phasianidae
Source: RefSeq, a predicted model, not a curated record
ACCGCGGCGCAGCUCUGACGUCGCGGAUCAAGAUGGCGGCGCUGAGUCGCGUCGUGCCGCUGUUGCUCCGUGCGCUGGCGGGGCCCGGCGGGGAGACCCCGGGGCGGCGCUGGGUGCGGGCGCUGAGGCGCAGCCCCGUGCGGGUGCUGCCCCCGCGGAAGGAGCGGGUUGAGGCGCAGCAGAAGCCCGUAGAGCACCAUCCGCCCCAACCGGCUGUGGAGCGGGGCUCGGCCGGGCCCGGGCUGUGGUACGAGAAGGCGUCGCCCGGUGACAAGAGCCUGGGAAAAGUGGUGACCAUCGCGAAAUCGCGGAGUUUCCGUGACCGCCACGGGAAGGUGCUGCUGGAGGGACACAGGCUGAUCCGGGACGCGCUGGAGGCGGGCGCCGUGCCCAGGGCUUUGUUCUUCAGCACCGCCCUGCACCUGAGGGAGCUGCCGCCAGCACCGCUGAAAGGAGCCCGGCUGGUCAGGGUGAGGUUCGAGGACAUCAAGUGCUGGUCCGACGUGGUCGCCCCACAGGGGAUGAAGAUCUGUCUUUGGCUUCUAGCAGCUCUGUCAAUGUGUCAAACGCAGCAUCAAUCGACAGCUCCCUUUCAUCGCACCUGCUGGAUCUUUUCCAAGCCUGACCAUACCAAGAUGUCCUACCCCACUGCCCAGCUGCCCAUAAUCCUCAUCUGUGACAACAUCCGGGAUCCAGGAAACCUGGGGACUAUUCUGAGAUCUGCAGCAGGAGCAGGCUGUGAAAAAGUGCUGCUCACCAAAGGCUGUGUGGAUCCAUGGGAGCCAAAGGUGCUUCGUGCAGGUAUGGGAGCUCACUUCCGUGUGCCCAUUGUUGCCAAUCUGGACUGGGAAUCUGUUCCCAGCAACCUUCCUUCUGGUGUGCGGGUCUGUGUGGCUGACAACAAAGACCAAGGCAUCCAGGCUGAGACAGAACCCACGUCCCAACGAGCUGGCAGGUCUGGCUCCCAUUCUGGCAACCCAAAGGCUCCUGUAAAAGCCAAACAUAAAGCUGCUCCCCCUGAAUAUGAGGAUGAGGAGGGAACAGAGGGCAUCUGCUCCUCGGAGCUUGCUGCACAGUGUUACUAUGAGAACUGGAUACAGUCCCCUGCGGCAGUUGUGGUUGGUGGAGAGACCCACGGCUUGAGCCCAGACGCGCUUCACCUUGCAGCCAGAACAGGUGGGAAGAGACUGGUCAUCCCUGUGGUGCCUGGUGUGGACAGUUUGAACUCUGCUGUAGCUGCUGCCAUAGUGCUGUUCGAAGGGAAGAGGCAGUUGCAGCAGAGGAGGCACAAGCAAGAAGAUGAAAGGCAGAAGUUUCCAUUAGUGGGAUAAACUGCUGAGACUUGGGUGCUGAAGCAUCACCCCUUUCCUUUGGCACUCCACAGGGAAAUUAAUUAAUAAAAGAGCAGCCUGGUCUGUUGUUUGCUAAGA